AUGCUGAUGUUCCGCAGCACACACCGUCUACGCAAAGACCAGUACUUUAAGAAUCUGGAGAGCGAGGUCUUGCGUUUACGCGCAAAUGAAGUGAAUUUGGUCAUUCAAGUUCAGAACCUUCGCAACCAGGUCGAUGUGCUCCAGGAGAUUUUGAAGAAACAUGAUCAAUCUAUACUAUCAACCCCAUUUUGCGAUUUUGUCGCAACUGAGGGCGUUAGACCAGACCCCCUCCCCCCCAUAGCCCCGAUUCAAGACCAUGCCAAUGUCCAAGAUGGGAUUAGUUCAUGGGCAUCCAAACCAGAUAUGGAUUUUGAAAGGACCAAUGCAUAUGUCGACCUCUCUAGUGAAAGUAUCUGCGCCCCUAUCAAGGCAAACAACUCUACAGACUCCCACGGCCAACCAGUUGGAUUAACAAACGAUCCACUGCCGGGCCAAUUAUUCAGUUCUCCAUCUCGCACUGCUCUAGUUCAAUCGAAGGAUUCACAGUUGCUAUGCGCCAAAAAACCGUUUGACCAAAAGAUGACUGACAUGGGUAUGGAAUUUAUCUUGGCACUGGAACACCCCUGUCUCCCCCACUUAGAUCGCCACCCAGACAAGCCUAACGGCCAUGCUCUGCUUGCAUCUGCCACUUUCAUCAACUCAAAUAGCCAUCAAUGCGCUUCGCCAUCGCAUAAGCCCGCACUCAUAUUUGACAGACUGCUAGCCCUGUCUGAAGAGCUUGUUCUUGAAGAUGAGCUUAGCCCAACCCAGGCUUGGUUUCAUCUUGUCCAACAACCUUGGACAAGUAGGAUCGAUCUAGAUAUCCUCAGACUUCUGAGUUCGUCACUUUCGAAGCUGAUCAAAUGCCACGGAUGA
Messenger RNA from Penicillium arizonense, 855 nucleotides. Its product is annotated as bZIP transcription factor. Gene Ontology annotation, molecular function: DNA-binding transcription activator activity, RNA polymerase II-specific; transcription cis-regulatory region binding. Lineage: Eukaryota; Fungi; Ascomycota; Eurotiomycetes; Eurotiales; Aspergillaceae. The record is from RefSeq and is a predicted model, not a curated record. Gene Ontology annotation, cellular component: RNA polymerase II transcription regulator complex. Bases 1 to 855 code for a protein of 284 amino acids. The transcript has 3 exons.